Molecule: messenger RNA, 2698 nt
Organism: Amborella trichopoda
Lineage: Eukaryota; Viridiplantae; Streptophyta; Magnoliopsida; Amborellales; Amborellaceae
Source: RefSeq, a predicted model, not a curated record
AUGAACAUAGAAGCCAACCGAAAGAUUGAGGCACUUAAUAGGGAACUCACAGAGAAAGAUAAUGAUGAAACUCCUUACAAAGGAGUGAAAGAACCAGUCGAGGAGUUAAAGGAGAAAGAAAGUGAAAUGCAAAGCUUGGAAGAGCUAAACAAUGUUCUUUUAAGAACGGAAAGAGAAGCAUAUGAUGAGCUGCAAGCAGCUCGUAAACCCGCAGUUGAGCUUCCCAAUGAAGAAUGGGAUUUGAGGGCAUCAGAGUUAUGCUCCUUAUGGGAAGAACGCACAAGAAACCCAUCUUGGCAUCCUUUCAAGACGGUUACUAUUAAAAGCAUGGACAGAGAGGUCAUCGAUGAAAAUGAUGACAAGUUGAGAGAACAAAACGAAUAUGGGGAUGAAUUUUUCAAGGCUGUGGAGACGGCAAUGUUUCAACUCAAUGAAUACAAUCCAAGUGGAAAAUACCCCGUUCCUAUUCUCUGGAGUUUCAAAGAAAGAAGACAAGCCACAUUGGAAGAAUAAUUCAUCAUUUCGUGAAUCAAAUCAAGAACAAAAAGAAGAUAUGGCAUAGAUAGUAGUGUUUGUCCAGGGUAUUGACUGUUAGAUAUGUCAGGUUUUAUUUAUUGACCUAGAUUUUGGCCCUACACCUUGGAGAUGUUCAUUAUUUUUAAAACAAUAUCUGCUGUAUAAGAAUUAAAAGUUUAAUCUUAUCAAAUUACAUAUGAGGAAUUGGCCUGCCGGUCAAAGAUCAGCAAAGAUGAAGGGCUAUAACGCACCAUACGGAGAAAAUAAACCAAUAUGAUGCAAGUGAACUUAUGCAAGUUUUAGGAAACAAUUAGUUCCAGUUUAUCCAUGCUUUGUCUGUUGUCUGGAAAAUUGAGAAUUCAAGAAAUUCCAAUUUCAACUCAACGAACCACGUGUUUGGGUUGUUCUGUUGCAUCGCCUAUCUAUUGGAACUUGAGUAUCAAAUCAUGCACCCAAAUUCAACUGUUACUAGUAAAAAAUGAAAAAAAAGGACAUAUCAGAUGCCUUGAACAUGUAACAGCACGAACCAUCACUUACUGAAAAUUCGAGAAUUUUUCCUUUUUUUAUAGUACUUUUUAGUGGCAAUUUCUUUGUGACUUGUGCUGAGUAAAGUCUACUUUUUUGAAGUUGACAACUCUUGGCAUGGCAUAAACCUUAAAAGAAAGAACUAUGGGCACCUUUUAUGCUUUCUUUUCUUUCUUAUCUAGCGAUUGAAUCAUAUGCAAAUACUUUGCAAUUUCAAAUACAUGGCUGGUAUUUUAUACUGAGUGGUGGAUUUAGUAUCAUCAUUUUUUAUGAUUUUCUCUGGUUGAACAGUGUAUGAGUUCUUUGGUACGCUGGUUUUAGGAACUAAUGCCUGUGUAACUAUUAGUAUUCAAGUCAUUUUCUCUUGAUCAUUCAACAUGAAUCUUUGUGCAGUCUUCUCAAGCAGCAGUGAAUCAGCUAGUACCACCUAGCAGAGUUUUGUAGUUCUGAGCCUUUAAGACUUUGAUACUUUAGACCGAAACUUUCAAGAAUUAAAACUCAGAUAAAGAGUAUGUUAUGAAAUGACAAACCACAAAGUUGUUUCUAAUUUAUAAUCACUAUGAAGACGAAUUCUUUUUAUGAACAAUGUUAUAUGGCCCUUAACCAAUCCAAACAUAGAAAGGUACUCCAAGCUGCAUCCACGGUGUGUUCCCACUGCAGGAUGGUUGUUUAUCAACGUCCCUAGUUGAAUGUCCUGUUGGCCCCUUGACUUCGAGUAUCAUGUACAAUAGUCUAAUAGCAGUGAUGUGCUUUCCCUUUUACUAUAUUUACUAAAAUGACUUAUUCCUCACCUUCCACGUGCAUUACUUAAAUUGCAACCUACAACCCAGAGUCUUAUACAGAUGUGCGGGAUUUGUCUUAUUUGCAACAACACCUUGAUCAAUAUCCACACUCUGCCAAGUACAGGUUUGGUGCUUCCACAUCAGGCCUUAUUUUUCACUUUGCUUGAGCCAAAACUACCUCACUCUUCCAUUGCAGGAAACUCACCAAAGAGCUAUGCGAGAUUAUUGAAGAUUAUGAUCUGGUCAAUUUCACCACACUGGAUAUUCAGGUAUCUCAGAGAGUAUGCUUGCUGCUUCCAAUGAUGGAGCAAGCUCGGAGGUCGGUGAGCAAGCAAGAAGGGUAGUCUUGAUGUUGUUAGAGCAGCUUUCCCACCCUUCUGGUCUAAAAAACUCAGCAAAGCAGCGACGAAACAAUGAGAUGGUUGCUUGAAUAUCUCACAUAUGGAGAACAAGCUGCCAUGGAAGUGCUGAUACAACACUUUGAGCCUCAUUUGCAAAAUUGGGGAGAGUUUGAUAGGCUUCUGAAGGAGCACCAACACAACCCUAAAGAUGAGAGCUUGGCUGGGAAAACAGCUGCUCAGAGUUUGCUGUAGAGAGCAUCUGAGUCACUUAAAACCAGCUCGUCUGGAGAGAGACUCAAGGACAUGAUUCUAGAGAGAGGGAUACUGAAAUAGCUGUUGAGAGGUGUUUGACCUCUUUUUAUUUUUUCCUAUUUCAUGAGGUGUUUGACUUCCUUGUAUCUUUUUUCCUAUUUCAUGAGGUGUUUGACCUUCUUGUAUCUUUUUUCCUAUUUCAUGAGGUGUUUGACCUCUAGUGGUUUGUAAAUGAUUGUAAUUGGUUGUUGUUUAAUUAAUGGUAAUCCAGUGAUUUGUAAA